UUUUCAGACAUCAAGAAGAAAAGCAAACGAGCCCGAAUCGAGGCGACAAAAAAGGAAAGAUUAUCAGUAAAAGAGAAAAUCGGAAGAGAAGCGUCGUCAAAGACGUAAAACGUCUCUUUCGAAACAAAGUGACGAUGGCGACGACGACGUUUUACACGAAACAACGAUGUAAUUGGAUAGAAGGAAGAGAUGCAAAAGUUGAUGAAGUUAUGAGAGAAUGGAUGCAUAAAUUCUGCACCUUUCAAGAUGUCAAAAUUUGUGUUUCAACAUUUAAUGUGAAUGGAAGAAGCCCAUUGUCAGUUUUCCCCACAUGGUUUUCUCAAAAACCCGAGGAUAUCGCAGAAUUUUAUGCUGUUGGUCUUCAAGAAAUGGAUCUUUCCGUUGGAACUUAUAUAAUUGACAAUACAAAGAAAAUGGAAGGAUGGGUUGAUGCGAUUCACUGUUCUUUACCAGGAGGACGAACGCAAUUCAAUGUGGUAGGAUCAAUGCGUCUCGUUGGAAUAUUUGUAAUCGUUUUUCAAGCGGUUAAUAGCAAAGUACGAGUCAGUGAUGUGAAUGUGAAAUAUGUUGCAACGGGAAUAUCAGUUCUAGUUAACAAAUUGGGUAAUAAAGGAGGAACAGCAGUUUCAAUGAAAAUGAAUGACACUUGGGUUUGCUUUGUGAAUGCUCAUUUCGCAGCUGGUAACAAUGAAUUAGAACGGAGAAAUCAAGAUUUUCGAGAUAUUUACAAUGAUAUGGUAUUUUAUCCGAGAAGUCAACAGGAAGGUUUGCGUGAUCGUCCUCUUGAAGUUCCAAUAAUGUGCCUCUAUGAUCAUGAUGUCGUUUUCUGGUUUGGAGACUUGAAUUAUCGAUUAAACACUGAUAUGUAUGGAAUUUCAAACGACGAAGUUCGACGAAUAGCUUCAAGUGAUAAAUUUGCUGAUUUGCUCCAACAUUGUCAGCUCCGCGAACAAAUGGCUCGUGGUACCGUUUUCAAAGAUUUCGAAGAACCAUCAACGUUACCAUUUCGACCAACUUAUAAAUACGAUUGUGGAACGAAUACAUGGGAUACAAGUGAAAAAGGAAGAGUUCCUGCAUGGACUGAUCGAAUUUUAACAUUUAAAAAGUAUCCACAAGUUGGAUUGGAAUCAAUCCGUCCUAUGGUGAGUAUUGAUACAAUCACAAUAUCCGAUCACAAGCCAGUACGAGCCAUGUUCAAUUUGAAAGUAAAGAAAAUCAAUGAAAGUGGAGCGAAUAAUGUAUACGAGGAGGCAAUACGAGAAGCUGAUCGACGAGCAAAUGAAGAAUUACCACAGGUUCAAUUAAGUCUAAAUGAAGUUGAUUUUGGAAUUGUCAAUUAUUUGGAACCUAAAACACGUAGUGUUAUUGUGCAGAAUGUUGGAAAAUCAAAGGUGCGCUUCUCAUUCAAAGUUCGUCCAAACGCUCGAAAUAAUCAAGAGAUUUGCGAGAAAUGGUUAAUGGUGACACCUACUCAUUACCAGAUACCACAAGGAUCUUCUAUGGAGAUCAGCUUAACGGUAUCAAUAAGCACGGAUAUUGUUCGACGAAUUCAAGAUUUGAUUCGAAAUGGGCAGCUCCAAGAAAUUCUUGUCUUACAUUUAGAAAAUGGACGUGAUUAUUUUAUUCCAAUCACAGCAGUUUAUAACAAUUCAUGCUUUGGAAGUACAUUGGAGAAACUUUUAUCAAUGAGACCAAAAAAAGAAGUUAAUCUCAUCGAUUUUGGAGAUUUCUCGGAAAAUUCACUUUCUGACAACUGUCCUCCAAAUGUUCCUCGAGUAAUUUAUCGGCUUGUGAUGGCUCUUCGAACACGUGGAGCAGUUCAGUUAAAUAUUGAAGAAGAACAGGACAAUGAGGUCUUUAAUAGAAUCAGAUCUGCACUUGAAUCUGGACAGCCCGACGAUUUGAGCCAACUUGCAUCUUCUUAUAUGUUGUACAGCGCAUUAAUACGAUUGCUCGACUCUCUGGAUGAGCCUAUAAUUUUGGAAGGAAUGUUCAAAAUCAUUCAUAAAGAAAUGAUAAAAUAUCGAACCGAUGCCAGACAAUUAUGGACCGUUGUUCGAUCAAGUCUUCCCAAACAGAAUCAAGCAGUUCUCGAAUUGAUAUGUCUGAUGCUCCGAGAGUUCUUUAGUCAGAAAUACGAAUUGAAAGAUCAAUUAUCACUUUGGGCAACUGUAUUAUUCCGGCACGAUAUUCAAGAUGAGAAAAUGCAUGGAAUGUUCUCAACUAUACUACAAACUAUAUGUGACUAUGCUCCUGAUGUUGCCUUAGGAUAAAAUUUUCUUACGGGGUUUAUCAGACUUUACAAAUCAUUUUUUAAAACUUUUCUAAACAAACGGGUGUCAUAUCGCAUUUUUCAGUUUUUUUCGUUAUUAACUUAAUUUUCUUGAUGUUUUAUUCUAAACUCUUCAAUUAGGCCAUUACAUUCAUUCUUGAUAUCCUGUUUAAUUUUAUUUGCCAUAUUGUAUAUUCUUAAUUAUUUUUGGUUGUUCCUUGUGAUAUUUCUAUUUGCCCCCUGUUUAAAACAAUUUUUCAUAGAUUUUGAGCUAAAAUCGUUUCGCAUAAGUUAUAAAUCUACCUCACGUUU
This is a messenger RNA of Caenorhabditis elegans, 2584 nucleotides long. RefSeq names its product Rho-GAP domain-containing protein (gene ocrl-1). Gene Ontology annotation, molecular function: inositol-polyphosphate 5-phosphatase activity; phosphatase activity. Lineage: Eukaryota; Metazoa; Nematoda; Chromadorea; Rhabditida; Rhabditidae. The transcript is spliced from 13 exons. The coding region runs from base 135 to 2273 and encodes 712 amino acids. The record is from RefSeq and is marked reviewed. Gene Ontology annotation, cellular component: early endosome membrane; phagocytic vesicle membrane. Gene Ontology annotation, biological process: phosphatidylinositol dephosphorylation; signal transduction.